Podarcis raffonei (Aeolian wall lizard) is the source of this 4823-nucleotide messenger RNA. RefSeq names its product sterile alpha motif domain containing 4A (gene SAMD4A). The record is from RefSeq and is a predicted model, not a curated record. Gene Ontology annotation, biological process: regulation of mRNA stability; negative regulation of translation; nuclear-transcribed mRNA poly(A) tail shortening. NCBI's taxonomy places the organism in Eukaryota, Metazoa, Chordata, Lepidosauria, Squamata, Lacertidae. Gene Ontology annotation, cellular component: P-body. Gene Ontology annotation, molecular function: mRNA binding; translation repressor activity; protein binding. The transcript is spliced from 13 exons. The coding region runs from base 717 to 2837 and encodes 706 amino acids.
CGCUGCCGGGGGCGCUGCGCGGGCUGCACGCCAUGGCCCAGCCCGGGCAUCGCCAGGCGCCGCCGACGCCACCAGCAGCGGCGCCCCCUCCCGUCCAGCGGGAGCCAAGAGCGGAUGGCAGCCAGUUGUGAAUGCUUCUCCUCCUCCUCUUUUUUCUUUUUUCUUUUUUUACCCCUCCUCGGCAAGGAAUGCUGCGGCUGUGGAUGGUCCAGAAAGCUUUCCCGUGGAAGGAGCCAGGAGCCAGCGACGACUGGGCUAAAAUAACCAGACUGGGAAAGGGAGAGUGACGGGUGGCGGCUGUACGACGCAGGGACCUGCAUGAUCUCCACACAUUGCUGUGCCUUGUUGAGAAGUAGAGCUAUAGAAGUCCCCUUGGCUUUCUGCGCUGCAUGUCGUCGUCUUGGGAAGAAUUAAGAGGCAGCCACCGGCAUCUCGGCCUGGAAAGAGAGAGCGAGAGAGAGAGAGAAAGAGGGAGCCUGGGAGCACCAGGAAAGCAAUUGCACGUCAAGAUCCGUCCGCAAACAUCUGUCUUAUUUCUGCAAUAAGAACACCAUCGUAAAGUAGACUUCGGUGGGGGUGGGGGGCAGAGAAGAAGCAGAAAAGACUCCUAAGGAGGAUUUUCUUCCUGCAGUUUUUCCGCCCCUGUAUAUGCACACAUUUUCCCCUUCCCCACGCACACAAGCGCAUUCACACACACACACACAAACACGCCAACCAUGAUGUUUCGAGACCAGGUCGGAGUGUUGGCAGGCUGGUUCAAGGGCUGGAACGAGUGCGAGCAAACUGUUGCGUUGCUCUCCCUGCUGAAGAGGGUGAGCCGGAGUCAAGCCCGUUUCCUGCAGCUCUGCCUUGAGCAUUCCCUGGCCGACUGCACCGAACUCCACAUCCUUGAGAACGAGGCCAACAAUCCUGGAAUCAUUAACCAGUGGCAGCAGGAAUCAAAGGACAAGGUGAUUUCGCUCCUGCUGACCCACCUGCCUCUGCUGAAGCCGGGGAACAUCGAGGCGAAAGUGGAGUACAUGAAGCUCCUUCCCAAGAUCCUGGCUCACUCCAUCGAACACAACCAGCACAUAGAGGAGAGCAGGCAGCUCCUGUCUUACGCCCUGAUCCACCCUGCCACGUCCCUGGAGGACAGGAGCGCCCUGGCCAUGUGGCUGAACCACCUGGAGGACCGCACAUCGCUGGGCACCUACGGGAGCCAGGGCAGAGGCCGGUCCGACUCGGUCGAUUACGGGCCGUCGCACUACUAUCACCAAAGACAGAACUCGGACGAUAAGCUCAACGGGUGGCAGAGUUCGCGGGACUCUGGCAUCUGCGUCAGCGCCUCCAGCUGGCAGGAUAAGAACCUAGGCUGCGAGAACGGCCACCUCCCUCUCUAUUCCUCCUCUUCCGUCCCCGCGACAAUCAACACCAUCGGAACGGGCACGGGCACAAUUCUCUCGAGCCAGACCCACCACAGCCCUUUGAAACGGUCUGUGUCCCUUACCCCGCCCAUGACCGUCCCCAACCAGCCCCUAGGACACGGGUGGCUGUCACAUGAGGACUUGCGAGCUAGAGGACCGCAAGGCAUCCCUUCCGAUCACGCCCCCCUGUCUCCUCAAAGCAGUGUAGCCUCUUCGGGAAGUGGUGGGAGCGAACACUUAGAAGAUCAGAACUCUGCGCGUAACACAUUCCAGGAAGAAGGGAGUGGUAUGAAAGAUGUUCCUGCCUGGCUGAAGAGUCUCCGCCUCCACAAGUACGCUGCCCUUUUCUCCCAGAUGACGUAUGACGACAUGAUGUCACUGACCGAGUGUCAGCUGGAGGCACAAAACGUUACCAAAGGUGCAAGGCACAAGAUUGUGAUCAGCAUCCAAAAGCUAAAAGAGAGGCAGAACCUUCUCAAGUCGCUGGAAAGGGACAUCCUUGAAGGGGGCAACCUGCGGGUGCCCCUGCAGGAGCUUCACCAAAUGAUCCUCACCCCCAUCAAAGCUUACUCUUCUCGGAACCUGACGGCGGACGACCGCAGCCGGGAUCCUGAGCCCCAUCGCACGGCUUCCCUGAUUGGCUCCGACGGCCAGGGGCCCGACUGCAAGGACUCCGCCGCAGGGGGGAUACCCCACCACCACCUGCCAGGCUGCGAGGGGGAAUCUGGAGGGGCUCCUUUGCCCGAAGGGGACAUCCCAGGGCAGUUUACUAAGGUGAUGGGCAAAGUAUGCACCCAGCUCCUUGUCUCCAGGCCGGAUGAGGAGAAUAUCAGCUCCUAUCUCCAGCUGAUCGACAAAUGCCUAAUUCACGAGGCGUUCACAGAGACGCAGAAGAAAAGGUUGUUGUCAUGGAAACAGCAGGUGCAAAAACUCUUCAGGGCUUUCCCUCGGAAAUCCAUCCUCGAUCUCUCGGGGUACCGGCAGCAGAGAACCCGAGGUUUUGGCCAGUCGAACUCCCUGCCAACAGCUGGAUCUGUAGGUGCAGGAAUGGGCCGCCGGAACCCGCGCCAGUUCCAGAUCCCCUCCCGGAACCUGCCUACCACGCGGCUGGGCCUCCUCGGCUCCAGCGGCCUUCUGGGAGCCAGCCAGCGCAGCACAGCCACCAACCCCACCAUCCUGAAGCAAGGGAGACAGAACCUUUGGUUUGCAAACCCUGGAGGGAGCAACAGCAUGCCCAGCCGGACUCACAGCUCUGUGCAGAGGACGCGCUCGCUGCCAGUGCACACCUCUCCGCAAACCAUGCUUAUGUUUCAGCAGCCAGAGUUCCAGGUACCAGUGACAGAACCUGACAUCAAUAAUAGGCUGGAGUCGUUGUGCCUCAGUAUGACAGAACAUGCACUUGGAGAUGGUGUCGACAGAACCUCGACGAUCUAGAAGACGGAGGUGUCUGCAGUGAGAACGCUGGCCGUCGGCAAAUUGGGCUGCUGGACCAGCGGCAAAGUUGGCAGCGAGUCCCCGGACGUGUCAAGGAUCCCUGGAGAUAAUUUGCAACCUUUCCGUUGCCAUUUUCCUCUCUCUCUGUCUCUCUGUCUGUCUGUCUCUUGUCUCCUCCUCUCUCCAUCUCUGUUUACAUUUUGUAAAAGGGUCACUUAUAUUGCUGUUAUGCAUCGUCAAGAAACAGGACUGGGAUCCGCCAGGUUUAUGAUUAUGCACAAAACAGAGAAAUAACAUUGGGUGGGGAGCGAAAGAUGUCGGAGGGCUUCCUCAGAGGAGCAGGCCUCCCCAACCGUGGCUAAGGGCAAGCCUCUUAGCAGCCAAAUAAUACGCUCGGAGCAUCCGUUGGGAACGGGCAGCGGGGGUGGCAGACGGAACCGCUCCUCGCGAAGAAAGAGACUUUCUGAAAUAACGUCACCGAAGCAUGAAGACGACGACGCAGAGAGUGACGCGUCGGCCAUCUGUAAAUAGGAGCUGUGUUUCACCGACAUUCACUGUUGUGAGCUGCAGUUGUUGUCCGGGGGGCGGCAGCAGCGGCGGAAAGGAAAUUAAAAAGGCCAAACUAAUUUCCCUCCGUUGGCGUCUGAAAGAGCGGCUUUGGGUUCUGCGCAUUGUUUACACGAAGGCGGGCGGAAAAGAGCGCAGCAGGUGUGCAGAGCGCGCCCCCACGAACGCCUCUUCCUCCUCCUCUCGCAGUGUUAAGUUGAUGAGCCGGCGGGGUGGGCCAGUCCCAGCCCCCUGGCCUGCCACUUGGGGGGGCACGUAUCGCGUGGCCCAGACUCCCUUGCCAGCACCCCAAUCUCGCCUGCCACGUUCUCCCCAGGAUCAAGGGUGCUUCCACCAGGGAAACCGCAGGCACAGCGAGAGAGGGGAGCAGAACAAGGCCCUUUGGUCUUGCCAGAAUAAUUUUGCCGCCGCCUGCAAGGACUCGUCUCGCUGACGUAAAGGAUCUUUUGCAUGGCAUUUUUGUGUGCGCGUGUGUGUGUUUGUGUGUGUGUGUCUUAUAGCAGCAGGUUUGCCUUUGAAAAUAACUGCCAAGCUAUUGCUUCUCUAGAGGGGGCCGCGGGAGGCACUUGCGGGGCUUUUUUCUUGACUUUCCAAGCCGGGGGCGGAGCAGGGCGCCAAAGGAAGGAAUGAGAUUUCUCGCAGGGCAGGCAGGAGGAGCUGUGUCUGGAGGUGCCGCAGAGAAGCCUCCGCUCCUUAGAUUGCGUCUGUGUGCAUAUAUUUGUAUGUAUGUGUGAGAGAGAGAAAAUAGAAAAGAUGUUGCAUAUGGACUCGUGAGCUCACGUCCUAGGAGGAAGAGAACAUCUCAGAGAUGUUUCUCUGGGAGAAUGAGAGAACCACGUCCACUCAGAGACUCAUCUUGCUUUUGGCUUGGUACCUGAAGUGUAGGGUGGCAAUGGGACUCGGCUCAUUGAGCAACACAGGCAGUCUUGUGUCUUUUCAGUCUUGUGUCAGACUGAAAGCUGCUGGUUGGGUGGCAGCAGCCAGGAGUCCAUUUGGACCACCCUAUUUCUAGGGCCCAAGCCCUGUCUGCUUGGCAUUGCUUGCCACUCAAGUGGAUGGGUCCAGUUGGGAACCAGAAGUGUUGGGGUGGGAAAGGGUCAGGUUGCCUAAACCAGGCAUCCCCAACCUGUGGCCCUCCAGAUGUUUUGGCCUACAACUCCCGUGAUCCCUAGCUAACAGGACCAGCGGUCAGGGAUGAUGGGAAUUGUAGUCCAAAAUAUCUGGAGGGCCAAAGGUUGGGGAUACCAUGCAUGAAAUCACUAGUACAUCAGAUUUCUCCCCAAGGAAGCCAUAUAACAAGCUGCAAGACCUACCGAGACCUGGGUCAAAUCCUGCAUUGUUGCGUUAGCGACUGGUGCCCGUUGGGAAUGACAGGGUGGGCAUCAUGGAGCCCAACAGCAGGUGGCGCCAGAGCCAGUG